Molecule: messenger RNA, 1289 nt
Organism: Rhododendron vialii
Lineage: Eukaryota; Viridiplantae; Streptophyta; Magnoliopsida; Ericales; Ericaceae
Product: sorbitol dehydrogenase-like
Exons: 7
Coding region: 83-1168 (361 amino acids)
Molecular function (GO): oxidoreductase activity, acting on the CH-OH group of donors, NAD or NADP as acceptor; zinc ion binding
Source: RefSeq, a predicted model, not a curated record
UUAAUCCUCACCAAUUGCCUCUUAUCAAACUACAUUGACUUCUUUCAAACGUUUGAGAACCAAAAAUAAAACAUACUACAAGAUGGGUAAAGGAGGAAUUUCUCAAGAAAGCCAUGGCGAAGAGAAUAGGGCAGCUUGGCUUCUUGGUGUCAACAACCUCAAAAUUCAGCCCUUCAAGCUCCCUUCCCUCGGUGCCCUCGACGUUCGAGUCAGAAUCAAAGCUGUUGGUAUCUGUGGAAGUGAUGUUCACUACUACAAGCACAUGAGUUGUGGAGACUACCAAGUGAAAGAGCCAAUGGUAAUCGGACACGAAUGCGCCGGGAUCAUAGAAGAAGUCGGAACCGAGGUGAAAUCGCUGUUGCCCGGUGACCGCGUCGCGCUGGAACCCGGCAUCGGUUGCUGGCACUGCAACCCUUGCAAAGAAGGCCGCUAUAACCUAUGCCACGACAUGAAGUUUUUCGCAACUCCGCCAAUCCACGGUUCCCUUGCCGAUCAGAUAGUGCACCCUGCAAGCCUAUGCUUCAAGUUGCCCGACAAUCUGACCUUAGAGGAGGGUGCGAUGUGCGAGCCCCUCAGCGUGGGCGUCUAUGCGUGUCGCCGAGCCAAUGUUAGUCCCGAAACCACCGUUCUGAUCCUCGGUGCUGGACCCAUUGGGCUGGUCACAUUGCUCGCUGCUCACGCUUUCGGAGCGCCUAAAGUCGUGGUCGUGGAUGUCGACGACCACCGCCUCUCGGUUGCCAAGGAACUCGGCGCUGCCGCAGUUGUGAAAGUUUCAUCAGAUAUUCAGGAUGUGGAUAAAGAAGUUGAAGAGAUCGAGAAAGCCAUGGGGGGUGCGGUGGAUGUGACUGUGGAUUGUUGUGGAAUGAGCAAAACCGUUUCCACUGCUCUAGGGGCUACUGCUUCCGGUGGUAAAGUUUGUGUUGUUGGAAUGGCUCAUUGCCAAAUGACUGUGCCUCUCACUCCUGCUGCUGCAAGGGAAGUGGACGUGGUUGGCGUUUUUCGGUACAGGAACACCUGGCCGCUGUGCAUCGAGUUUUUGAGCAGUGGAAAGAUUGAUGUGAAGCCGUUGAUCACGCACAGAUUCGGGUUUACGCAGAAGGAGGUGGAGGAGGCGUUUGAAACCAGUGCUCGCGGUGGCAGUGCCAUUAAAGUCAUGUUUAAUCUUUAGAGUGGUGUUUCUCUGGUAGCAGCAGUGGUUGGUAAUUAGGUUAGGUUCAGUAGUUAAGGGUUGUUUUUGCUGCUGUGAAUAAUUUCCUCUUAAACUUCAGGAAGAGUUUUGGCAUUUUUUU